AUGGAAUCUGGGAUGUUCCGUGCAGGCGAUCUCUCCUACGAGACGCCGUUCCCGUUCGGGAAAGCUCUGCCGAGGCGACCGCGGAGGCCCGACCCUGAAGACGAGGAGUGGAAGCCUCCGUCGCUGCUUGCAGACGCUCCGUCUCAUGCCGCGUUCUCUCCAGGACUGCCUCGAGACGCGGCGGGUCCCGAGAAGGCUGCGUCGAAGGCGCCGAAUACGUACACGCGGCCGAGCGAGACGGCACAGGGCGGGGUGUACGGGAACUUGCCGCUGACUGCAGAUAGCUUGAGCCUCGGCGUCGGCGGAUUUCGGGACUACGGCUCGAAGCUCUCGCUGAAAGCCGACCACGCACACCGGCCUCUCUGGGUCUGUCAGGAUGGGUCCAUUCUCCUCGAGACGUUCUCCGCCGCGAGCAGGCAGGCGAACGAACUCCUCCUCACAAUGGCGGAGCCGAUCUGUCGCGGGGACUUCGUCCACGAGUUCCAGAUUACCAUCUUUUCCUUGUACGCCGGCAUCAGCAUUGGGCUCUCGUGCGAAGACAUGAUUUUGAAUCUGGAGAAGUUCAGCAAAAAUGCAAUUCCCGAGGACUUGGUGGUUCAAAUCCAGAAGGUCGCCUCCGCCUUCGGCAAGGUGAAACUGGUUUUGAAUGAAAACAAGUACUACAUCGAGUCCGCCGAGAAGAAGGAACUGGACUACUUGCUAUCGAAUCCUCUCAUCCGAAGUUCUGCGGUCGCCCACCGCCGCCCAGAUCUCGCGCAGGCGCAACUUGCCGCUCCCGUCCCUGCCUCGCUCAACGCUUCUCUUCUGAAACCGCCGGUUCCUGCCGGCAACGAUGGCCUGUACGUCAUCGCCAAUGCGCCGACUCUCGACGCCUCGCAGCUGGCCUUUCCGGUCACGGAGCGCGACGAGGAGACUCCCACCGCGGACCUGCCGGGCCCGGGGAGCGCCGCGGCGCAAGGAGACACCGCCGCGACCGCGGUCGCUGGCGAUCCGACGCCUGGAGCCUCAGCGCGUGGAACCUCCGACGUGGAAACGCCGACGUCGGAGACACGCAAGAGACCGCGAGAGGACGGAAGGCAGGACACGCGGGGCGAGGAAGGGCGAGGCCCGCAGGGAUCUCUAGCGUCUACCCACGCGGCCGCCGCGAGUGCCGCACCUACCGAAGACGGAGACAGUGCAAAGCGGAAGAAGACGACGGCUCAAGCUCGACAGGUGUUCUCCUUCCAAGUGAGCAGCGACCGCGUCGAAGAAGUGAAGCGCGUUUCCGUCGAGAGCAUGCAUCGACCGCUGCUGAAUGAGUACGACUUCCGCCGGGACAAAACCAACAAGAAUCUCUCGUCACUUCUCCUCAAGUCCAGCACGAAAAUCCGAUACUACCAAGAGCGCGCUCUACGGAAGAUGUUCAGCAACGGCCGCGCACGUUCCGGCAUCAUCGUCCUGCCUUGCGGUGCGGGAAAAACGUUAACAGGGAUCACGGCUGCAUGCACGCUCCGAAAGUCCGUCAUGGUUUUAACGACUAGUGCAGUGGCAGUCGACCAGUGGAGAAAGCAAUUCGAGGAGUACACGACUAUUGAUUCUUCUCGGCUGCUCACUCUCACUGCGGAAACGAAGCAGACGCUCUGGCCAGUCGACGAGGCGGGCGUUCUCGUCAGCACGUACACGAUGCUUGCUUUCAGCGGCCGCAGAAGUUUGGCUGCGGAGCGAAUUAUGCAGCAGAUUCGCGAGCGGGAGUGGGGGCUCUUAAUUUUCGACGAAGUCCAGUUCGCGCCGGCGCCCGCCUUUCGACGCAUCAACGACCUCGUCAAGAGUCACUGCCGACUCGGCCUCACUGCAACCCUCGUUCGCGAAGAUGAUCUCAUCAAGGAUCUGCAGUGGCUGAUCGGCCCGAAACUCUUCGAGGCGAACUGGAUCGAACUUCAGGACCAGGGCUUUCUCGCGCGCGUCUCAUGUCAAGAGGUCUGGUGUCCAAUGACUGCCGAUUUCUACCGCGAGUAUUUGCGAUGCUCACAUGCCAAGCAGCGCAAGUUGUGGGUGUGUAACCCUACGAAGCUGAUGACGUGCGAGUGGCUGCUGCGCUACCACGAGGCUCGCGGCGACAAGGUUCUGGUUUUCAGCGACAACGUCUUUGCGCUCUUGCACACGGCGAAGGCGCUGAACCGCCCCUUCAUCUACGGCCAGGUCAGCGCCGUCGAACGCGUUGCCAUCCUAAAUAAAUUCAAGCACGAGUCGACCUUCAACUCGCUGUUUCUCUCAAAGGUGGGAGACAACGCCAUCGACAUUCCUUGCGCCAAUGUCGUCAUUCAAAUCUCCUUCAAUUUCGCGUCACGGCGACAAGAAGCCCAGCGUCUGGGGCGAAUUCUGCGCGCGAAGCCUCAGGCGGGGGACGAAGGCGAGAACUUCAAUGCCUUCUUUUACUCUCUCAUAUCGAAGGAUACGCUGGAGAUGGUGUACGCUGACAAACGGCAGCAGUUCAUCAUUGACCAGGGCUACGCGUACAAAGUGAUUCACAGUCGCGACUUGCCGCUGGAGCCGGAAAAGUUGAUUUACGGGGACGCGCAGAGACAGCGAGAGAUUUUGACGGACAUUCUGGCGUCUGAUGACAACGACAUCACGCUGGACGACGAUGGAGACGAUGCGUCACGCCCGAUGCUCUCUGUCGCCGGGGACCGGGCGCAUCUUUUUGGAGGCAGUUCGAGAGCGGGGCGUGAAGGGUGGGGCGGCAGUGACGAAGGCCAACUUGAGGGUUUCGGGGAAAGUCUUCGCGGAUUCGGGGACCCGCCGCAUGUACAUAUGCAAGGAAGCCUAGCGAGACUUGCCGAGAGAAGAGACGGAGUGGCGGAAGGCGCGGUUCCAGAUUUCGCCUUUCCAGGCGAAAAACGGGUCCAAGCCUUUUUGAGGGCGGUUUAG
Neospora caninum is the source of this 2907-nucleotide messenger RNA. RefSeq lists its product as hypothetical. Gene Ontology annotation, molecular function: 3'-5' DNA helicase activity; hydrolase activity; ATP binding. Gene Ontology annotation, biological process: nucleotide-excision repair; transcription initiation at RNA polymerase II promoter. The coding region runs from base 1 to 2907 and encodes 968 amino acids. The record is from RefSeq and is a predicted model, not a curated record. Lineage: Eukaryota; Apicomplexa; Conoidasida; Eucoccidiorida; Sarcocystidae. Gene Ontology annotation, cellular component: transcription preinitiation complex; nucleotide-excision repair factor 3 complex; transcription factor TFIIH holo complex. The transcript is spliced from 14 exons.